Brassica napus (rape) is the source of this 3295-nucleotide messenger RNA. Its product is annotated as very-long-chain aldehyde decarbonylase CER3-like. Bases 1155 to 3050 code for a protein of 631 amino acids. The transcript has 11 exons. The record is from RefSeq and is a predicted model, not a curated record. Gene Ontology annotation, molecular function: iron ion binding; oxidoreductase activity. Lineage: Eukaryota; Viridiplantae; Streptophyta; Magnoliopsida; Brassicales; Brassicaceae. Gene Ontology annotation, biological process: lipid biosynthetic process.
UCUGUAAUGCUUUGACCUUUCUGGGCCUAGUCCAUAUUUUAAGCCCAUAAUAAUUUCAAAUGCUAAAGCCCAUGAUAUAAAAUAAAUUUAUUUACAAAACUAAGCUGAUCACAGAAAUUUGCAUGAGAAUCUUGUAAUGUAAAAACCAAACUGAACUGAAAACGUGUAGUUUUGCUUCUACUGGAAUAAAUAUGAUGAUGAAACUUUUAUACUUCCUCUGUCUUGUAUUGUAGAGUCAUAAAACUAAAAUCAUUUUAUAAUUUCAGAAACUGAUUAACCUUAUAUGAUAUUCUUUUUUAUUUUUUUAUUAAUUGAAAUAUAAUUAUGUGUAUAUGUAUUAUUAUUUUUAAUCUAUGUGGAUAAACCUAAAACGACACUUAAACCGAAAUAGAUGGAGUAAUGACUAUCAGCCCGAAUUAGGUGCAAUCGAACCUAAUAUACACCUUAAUUUAUUUUAAAAUCUAAUUGGAACAUGGAGGUAUGGAGGAGCUUAGUAGCCGUGGGUUCCAGCAGGUACGCUUGGAAUCAGACUGUCAACAGCUGGUACACAUCAUCAACUUCUCUAAGAAGUGGCCAGCACUUGAUCCAGAGCUUGAUGCCAUUGAGGCACUGAGAACUUCUUUUAUUUCCUUUUCGCUGAGUUUUAUACCUCGUUCUUUGAACUUCCGUGCGGAUGCUCUUGCAAAAGAGGCCCGAUCACGUGAUUUACACUACAUGUUGGUUGACAGUAUGGUCUCUAUUCCGCUAGCUCACGAGGCUAGUACGAUAGGACCGGUUUAAGUUUGAAAUAAAGCUUUUGAUGACAAAAAAAAAAAUCUAAUUGGAACAAAACAAAAAACAUUUUCAUGUGAAAUAGAUAAAAAAAAAAAUUCAUGUUAUCAGAACGAAGGUUCUAAUAUUUUGGGGUGUUUUAACUCUUUCAACGAACUAAAAUUUCAGCCAGAAACCUCCAUCCUCUCUCUUGACACUUAAAAAGAACCCACCGGUUAAUUCUCUCUCUCUCUCUCUCUCUCUCUCACUCCACCACAAAUAGAGCAACAUCUUGUUUUCAGGAUUGCUUGAAAAUUGGAGAAUUUUUAAAGGUUAUAAACCAAGAAGAGAGAAAGAGAGAGAGGAGGUAACAAUAAGGAUUUGAGAGAAGAAGAAGAAGAAGAAUGGCUACUUUAUCAGCUUGGCCUUGGGGAAACUAUGGAAAUCUAAAGUAUCUUCUAUACGCUCCGUUAGCUGCACAAGUAGUGUAUUCGUUAGCAUACGAAGAAGAUUACUCGAGGGCUUUUUGGUGUCUCAAUGUCCUCAUUAUCUGUGGACUCAAAGGACUCGUUCAUGUCCUUUGGAGCACGUACAACAACAUGCUUUUCUUGACUCGCACACUUAGGAUUAACCCUAAAGGUGUUGACUUCAAACAGAUUGAUCACGAAUGGGACUGGGACAAUUACAUACUUCUUCAAGCAAUACUAGCUAGCAUGAUCUGUUACAUGUCUACACCAUCGAUGCUGAUUAUCAGUACUAUUCCUCUGUGGAACAUGAAAGGACUCAUUGUAUCGCUUGUGCUACACGUUACCUUCUCAGAGCCUUUAUACUACUUUCUUCAUAGAUCUGUUCAUCGUAACAACUACCUCUUCACGCGUUACCACUCUUUCCACCACUCAUCUCCUGUUCCAAAUCCCAUGACUGCUAAUAAUGCGACGUUGUUGGAAAGCCUUAUCCUCUUUGUGGUAGCUGGAGUUCCUUUGAUUGGAUCUUUCUUGUUAGGUGUUGGAUCAAUAAGCUUGAUCUACGGCUACGCUAUCACGUUUGACUUCCUAAGAUGUUUAGGACAUUGUAACGUUGAGAUCUUCUCUCACAAGGUGUUCGAGACUCUUCCAAUCCUACGAUAUCUCAUCUACACUCCAACGUACCACAGUCUGCAUCAUCAAAACAUGGAGACCAACUUUUGUCUGUUCAUGCCUAUCUUUGAUGUUUUAGGCAGCACACUAAACCCAAACUCGUGGGAACUCCAGAGAAAAAUUCGUAUAGCUGCAGGGGAACCGAAGAGAGAGCCAGAGUUUGUGUUCUUGGCUCAUGGGGUAGACGUUAUGUCAGCGAUGCACGCGCCGUUCCUGUUUAGAUCGUUUGCUUCAAUGCCAUACACGACCAGGUUCUUCUUGCUGCUGAUGUGGCCAGGGACGUUCAUGGUAAUGUUGGUCGCGUGGCUUUGGUCAAAGGCAUUUCUUUGCAGCUUCUAUACCCUCAGGAACCAUCUUUGCCAGACUUGGCUCGUUCCAAGACUUGGCUUCCAAUACUUCUUACCGUUUGCUAAACAAGGCAUUAAUAAUCUUAUCGAAGAUGCGAUUCUGAGAGCUGAUAAGCUUGGUGUUAAAGUUAUAAGCUUGGCUGCACUCAACAAGAACGAAGCUUUAAAUGGUGGUGGAACGUUGUUUGUUAACAAGCACCCUGACCUUAGGGUUCGUGUGGUCCACGGCAACACUUUAACCGCAGCAGUGAUUCUCAAUGAAAUUCCGAAAGAUGUGAAAGAGGUGUUCUUGACAGGAGCCACUUCUAAGUUAGGACGAGCCAUCGCUCUUUACCUCUGUCGUCGGGGAGUGAGAGUUCUCAUGUUGACGUUAUCGACGGAGAGGUUCCAAAAGAUUCAGAAAGAAGCUCCUGCUGAGUUCCAGAACUACCUCGUACAAGUGACCAAGUACAACGCUGCUCAACACUGCAAGUCUUGGAUCGUUGGGAAAUGGUUGACGCCGAGGGAGCAGAGCUGGGCUCCUGAAGGAACGCAUUUCCACCAGUUUGUGGUGCCACCAAUCCUAAACUUUAGAAGGAAAUGUACGUAUGGUGAUCUAGCAGCAAUGAGGCUCCCUAAAGAUGUUCAAGGUGUCGGAACCUGCGAGUACACGAUGGAGAGAGGGGUGGUCCAUGCGUGCCAUGCUGGAGGAUUGGUUCAUAUGUUGGAAGGUUGGGAACAUCAUGAAGUUGGAGCGAUUGAUGUUGACCGUAUUGAUAUUGUGUGGGAAGCAGCCAUGAGAAACGGCCUUAGCUCUGUUUCUUCACUCAGUGAGUGAGUGUGAGAGACCCUCAUGAUUGUUGUCUCAGAUUCUUCUAAGAUUGGCCAUUCUUUGUACAGAUGAAGGAUGCAAGCAGGGAAAAAAGUAUUAGAAUUUCACCUUAAGUUAUUGUUUCACCUUUGAUUAAAGAUACCUAAUUUGCAUUAGCAUAUGAAUGUUGUACUAAACAGAGUAAAAUUAAUUAUCACUGCAUACAGUUAGCAUUUAUUUGCUGUAAGAAUUUUAGUUUCAGGCCAAAAUGA